Hordeum vulgare subsp. vulgare (domesticated barley) is the source of this 1095-nucleotide messenger RNA. RefSeq lists its product as uncharacterized. NCBI's taxonomy places the organism in Eukaryota, Viridiplantae, Streptophyta, Magnoliopsida, Poales, Poaceae. The transcript is spliced from 2 exons. The coding region runs from base 64 to 897 and encodes 277 amino acids. The record is from RefSeq and is a predicted model, not a curated record.
CAUAGAAUAUGUGUCUUUCUUCUCCAUAGGCACUUCUAGAAAUUUCUGAUCUUUCUAGUAGCUAUGGAUCCUAAUAUCUCCUAUCCUAACAAACUUAAAUCUAGUGAAAGUGAUGCCUACAUUUCCCCCUUACAUGAAGUAUUGAGAGGAACGAUAGCCAUGCCGGUGUCAAAUGAUACUUUGUCCUUUGAGUCACUACCAUUAGAUUUACCUUCUGCGGUGAACUCCUCACCUGCCAUCGAUGCACCACCAGAAGGUGCCAUGAUAUCAGUCAAUGAUAGUUCCAUGAUGCCACACCAAAUGAAUGUAGGCCUAGCACCAUUGCCACCACAGUUGUCUGAUACAAUUAGUAAUCCUUUAUCCAUGGUUAAUACCAUAACAUCCCAGUACUACAAUGAGGAAAUCCAUCAGGAUGGAUAUGAAAUGGUCUGGCAUGAAGACAUCCUUUCAAACCCUCUCUCGAAUUAUGUUGACUCAUAUCAUCAUAUGAAUACUUCAUCCAUGGAGUCUCCAUCAUUCACAUCCUCACUCCGAGCAGAUCCAAAUUCUAUUGUUUAUACCCACCUCAACACUACUAGAGCAUUGGAGGAUGGUUCGAUCUCUGAGAUGCCCACCAGGAAUGGCUUCGAGAACAUGCAAAAUGGGAGGCUACGGUAUGACGCUUCUUAUGGUGCACCUGCCCCUAUUUCUCCAUUGAUGAUGUCCUCACAUGUACAAACAGAAGAUAAGACCCCUCCAGUUGGUCCAAAUGGCAUUUUUGAUAGUGCUAUUUUGCAUGAUUCCACAACCUCUGGGAAGUACACUUGCAAGAUUUGCGGUCGCACGUUCAUCACAUCUCAAGCCUAUGGUGGUCACAUGAGUUCACAUGCUAAAGCAAAGAAACACCUACAUAGUUGAUCUUCCCAUGUAGUUGGACAUCCCAUGAUUACAUUCUCGGGAUAAAUAUUUAUACUAGCACCAAAAUGGUUGAAGACUUAGAGGUUCUAUAUCAAGUGGAAGAAAUGUAAUAGAGAUAUUUGUUUUUGGAAACAAAAUACUAAUAGAGUAACAUAAGAGUGAGACUAUGAUGUGAGGGUGUGAAAUAAUAGAAUUGUC